Messenger RNA from Misgurnus anguillicaudatus (oriental weatherfish), 856 nucleotides. Lineage: Eukaryota; Metazoa; Chordata; Actinopteri; Cypriniformes; Cobitidae. The record is from RefSeq and is a predicted model, not a curated record.
CCACAGUGAACCAAUCAGGACAGAUCUGGCAUCCGUUCUAAAGACCCUCAGUCUGAUCAGAGUCGCUUACAAUUGAGAUGGAGCGGAAGAGAUUUACCAUCAGCAUCACACUUGUGUAUGUUUUGUUCUGUGCACAUCCGAGAGUCUUUGGGAUAGAAGUAAAGAUCACUGUUAAACCAGGAGACAAUGUCACUCUUUAUUGUGAUUGUGUCAUACCACUUGGUUCACACAUCUUUUGGAUUAGAAACAGCUCGUAUGGAAAUCAAUCAUAUCUACUAUUAAGUGCUGAAGAGUUGUUCAACGAGAACUUUCCUCGUUUUAAUUUUGUGCCAAACAUCUCCAGUAACUCUUAUGAUCUACAUAUUAAGAACAUCAGUGUGGAUGAUGAAGGAAUCUAUUACUGUGCAAAAGCAGAAAGAAAAAUUGCAUCCGUACAUGGCAUGCUCGAGUAUCAGUAUGGAAACAGAACAACUCUUCUAACCGUUUUGGAAACACUAUCUACUUUUACUGAGACUCCCAGUCCCACUCCACCAUAUGACCACCUCAAAAUGAUGCCGUUAUGGAUGCCGCUGGUCAUUGUGUGUCCUGUGUGUGUUCUCAUCUGUCUAUGCUGCCUUUAUCGUCGAAAGAAAAAAACAGAUUCUGGAGCUAGAAUGCUGACUAAUAGCAGACAUGAUGAGGGAGAGCGUGAAGUGUAUUACGCCUCAUUGAACAGGACUUCCCUACAACAAAAACAGCUGAGGGAUAAGCGAUUGUCAAAUUCUGACUUUAGCACUUAUUCUCAGCUCAGAAUCAAAUAAAGAAUAUCCUUCUGAAUAUUUUUGUGAUUUAAUGCGAUAAUAAUGUACAAUAAUCA